Molecule: messenger RNA, 1767 nt
Organism: Clupea harengus (Atlantic herring)
Lineage: Eukaryota; Metazoa; Chordata; Actinopteri; Clupeiformes; Clupeidae
Exons: 3
Coding region: 399-1748 (449 amino acids)
Source: RefSeq, a predicted model, not a curated record
AGAAGCUGUCUGGCCAUGGCAGGGGGACAGCUUUUUGGGUGACCUCUAUUGGCAAUGAGGUUGGCCAAGUCCUUAACAGUGUCCUGACGGUGCAGGAGGGGCCAGGACUGGACAGGAUGGUGUCUGGCAUCAUGGAGCGGUACCGCCAAGCAGCUGUUCCACCCCCAGUCCUGCUAUACGUGGACUGUGGCUGCUGCGUGACUCAGGGGGCUAGCAAGCUGCAGACCAGGUUUGCGGAGUGGCCAGAGCUCCACAUACGGUUGGAUAUCUGGCACUUUAUGAGGAGGCUGGCUGUUGGCUGCACCACCGACGCUCAUGUACUCUACCCCACAUUCAUGGGUGGCUUGUCUGCAAGCAUCUUUGAGUGAGAUGCGGGGGACCUCGCUCUGUUGAGGCAUAUGAAGAGGGAGGAGCUCAGUCGGGAGGGUGUGCCAGACCUCACUGAUCUCCUGGUGGACAGGAGAAUCAGUAAUAAGGAGCUCAGCCAGUUCUGCCGCAGGAGGACACGCAGCGUGGAGGACACCAUCAGCUGUAUUGAGCGGCUGCUGCGGGAACUGGGGGGGCCAGGUGGGAGAGACCUCAUGGGUGUGCCCCUGAUAGACAAGGUGCGCAUGGAGCACAUCUGGCGUGUGCAGAAACACCACGUCAGGUGCAUCCAGGACUUGCCAGGUGUACGGCUGUACACUGAGGUAGGCACCGCCACCAAGGCAGGCGUCGUCCUGACCAGGUACCGCUGUGCCAGAGGGUCCACAUCCCUGGAAUCUUUUCACCUCCACCUGAACAGGUUCAUUCCAGGAACCAGUGCAAAUGCACUGAAUUUCCAGCUAUACCUCCUGGAUGGCCUGAACAGGUGGAACCAGGAUCGGGGCAAUGCAGCAGUGACCACCAAGCCGUCAUCAUUCAUGACAUACUCCGGGGAUUUGGUCCAAUGUGUCAACACAAACUGCCUGAAGGUGACUGGCCGGCCAUUUCUGCCAAGCUUCAGGCCACCUUCCAAAUACACUGGAGAGCUGCUAGGUGUUGACUACCUGCUGAGUCAGACAGGACAGCCCCUGAGGAUGGACCCUGACUCAGAGGAGACAGAGAACUUGCUGGAGGAUGUGCAGGAGGAUGAGGGCGAGGAGGAAGACGAGGGCAUUGAGGAAGACCAAACCCCUGAUGAUACUGUCAUGAACAUAAGUAACCUCAAUCUCUCCUUGAGUCUCCUCGAUGACUCAAACUUAUCCAUUUCCUCCCAGCCUUGUCCCGGCCUUGUUCCUUCCUCCUCCCAGCCUGCUUCCUCUUCCCUGGCUGCUGCAUCCUUCCAACCUGCUUCCUCUUCUCUGGCUGCUGCAUCCUUCCAACCUGCUUCCUCUUCCCUGGCUGCUGCAUCCUUCCAGCCUGCUGCAUCCUUCCAACCUGCUUCCUCUUCCCUGGCUGCUGCAUCCUUCCAGCCUGCUUCCUCUUCCCUGGCUGCUGCAUCCUUCCAGCCUGCUUCCUCUUCCCUGGCUGCUGCAUCCUUCCAGCCUGCUGCCUCCUUCCAGCCUGCUGCCUACUUCCAGCCUGCUUCCUCUUCCCUGGCUGCUGCAUCCUUCCAGCCUGCUUCCUCUUCCCUGGCUGCUGCAUCCUUCCAGCCUGCUGCAUCCUUCCAACCUGCUUCCUCUUCCCUGGCUGCUGCAUCCUUCCAGCCUGCUGCCACCUUCCUGGCUGCUCCAACUAUGCUGCAGCCAGGUGUCCCAGCCUCUCCUGAUGAGUCUGGGGUAUGUUAAUCGAUGAUUAUGUGUAAAG